Messenger RNA from Trifolium pratense (red clover), 4434 nucleotides. RefSeq names its product altered inheritance of mitochondria protein 3-like. NCBI's taxonomy places the organism in Eukaryota, Viridiplantae, Streptophyta, Magnoliopsida, Fabales, Fabaceae. The record is from RefSeq and is a predicted model, not a curated record. The coding region runs from base 297 to 3941 and encodes 1214 amino acids. The transcript is spliced from 10 exons.
UUUUGUUUGUAAGUGUUUUCACCUUCACCCGUCUCACUAAUAAAAACGCAUAUUUUCAUUCUGCACUGAACCUUCUUCGUUUCGGCUACGCUCUCUUUCUCUCUCUCGCUCACAACGCAAUCUUUCUCCAACCCUUGGAUCUCAUCUUUCUGGUUCGGUUGGGGUUUUUCGUUUUCGAGUUCAAUCCGUAGCUUUUGGUUAUCGAAUCUUCGCAAAUUCUUCUAGGUUUUAUCUAUUCUUGUUUUCAUUAGGUUUAUGCAUGAUUGGAGGUGAAGCUGUGAUUAUAUAGUUAAAAAAUGGGUUUUGAUAAUGAGUGCAUAAUUAAUAUUCAAUCUCUUGCUGGAGAGUAUUUUUGUCCUGUUUGUCGUCUUCUUGUGUUUCCGAAUGAAGCUUUACAGUCGCAAUGUACUCAUUUGUAUUGUAAGCCGUGUUUGACGUAUGUCGUGAGUACUACCAGAGCUUGUCCUUAUGAUGGUUAUUUGGUCACCGAGGCCGAUUCCAAGCCUUUGAAAGAGUCGAAUAAGCCAUUGGCUGAAACUAUUGGAAAAAUAGCAGUUCAUUGCCUGUACCAUAGGAGUGGAUGCUCAUGGCAAGGAACUUUGUCUGAUUGUACAACUCAUUGUUCUGGAUGUACUUUUGGAAAUUCUCCGGUGGUUUGCAAUAGGUGUGGGAUUCAAAUAGUGCAUCGUCAAGUAGAAGAACAUGCACAAACUUGUUCUGGUCAGAUGCAGCAGGGGGCCGUUACCCAGGAUCCUUCAGCUACCGGUGCUACUGCUGUUGCAUCUACUGAUCAGAGCCAGACUGCUGCUCCAGCUGCAGACACAGCUUCACAACCGGUGACUUCUCAAACAGUUGUUGCAACUACUGCAGCUGGGCAUGUUCCGAAUCAGCUACCCAACCCGGCAUCUCAAACCCAAGCUUUAGGUCAAGCUGUUGUGCAGCCAACGGCAGAGCAAUGGUAUCAGCAGCAACAAUAUCAACAAUACUACCAGCAAUACCCCGGACAAGAUCCAUACCAACAGCAGUAUCAACAGUAUUACGCCUAUCAACAGGCUGCAGUUCCACAAUACCAGCAGGCCUAUGUCCAGCCUCAGCCACAAGCACAACCCCUGUCACAGCCUCAACCUCAAGCACAACCGGUUUCACAUGUGCAGACUCCUGCGGUCCCACAAUCUCAGAAUCAGAUGCAAGUUCACCAACAACCACAACAGCUUCAACCUGCUGUACAGCCACAUGGUCAGAUGAGUCACCCACCUGGCCAUGGUCUCCCUCAGCCACAGUCUUAUCCUUACCCCCAAGUUCAGCCUCAUUCUGGGCAACCUCAACCCCAUAUGCAAAUCACUCCUUAUCAGCAACCUCAUCCUCAAAUGCAGCAUUCACAGCCUCAAAAUCAGCAACCUGUUCAGAAGUAUCCUGUUCCUCAACCUCAAGUUCAUUCACAAAUGCAACCUAAUGCUGCAGUUCAACAUCCUUCUCAGCCUCAGAUGCAAUCCCACCAACCCAUGACUCCUAAUGUACAACCUCAAGUGCAAAAUGCAAUGCCACAUGCAGUGACAGGUCAUCAGUCUUAUCCCCAACCUCUGCCUCAUCAGAAUAUGCAAGUGGGAGCCCCUCAAUCUAAUAUCCACUUGAAUCCUCAAAGUGGGCCUCAACACCAGCAGGGCCAGCAUGCUGUCCAGAUGCAGAAUCAGUUUCCUCAGCAAACUCCAAUGAUGCGCCCAAAUCAGUCACAUGCUAUGUAUCCUAACCAGCAAGGUCAAAACACCCUUCCUCUGCAGCAGCAGCAGCAGCCAGGAUAUAAUCCUAAUCAACAAACUGGACAAACCAAUAAUCAACGUCCUAUUUCACAACCGGUUCAACAAAUAUUACCUCAACAACCAUUUGCGCAACACCAGAUCCCCAUGCCAUCUCAUCUACGACCCCAAGGUCCAGUAAAUUCAUUUCCCAAGCAGGCUUAUCCACAGCCCAAGGGUAAUAUUGCACCAUCUCAAAAUGCUGUUGGAAGGCCUUCAAUUCCCAAUCAUGCAGGACAUGUACAGCCAUCUGCACAAUCUGCCAAUACAAUUCCUGUUAAUAAUCAAGUGCAGUCAAGGGCACCAGAACCAAUUGAUAAACAAAAUGUCACUGAGCAACAAACCGACUCUGCCUCUGGGAAACUUGGAAAAAAUGAGUUGAAAUCUGAAAAGGAAACAAAUUUGAAAUCAACUGAGGUUGGGAGUAAGCAAAAUAGUGAAGAUCCACACUCUGUGAAGACUUCAGGUCCAAAUGCUAAUGCAUUAGAAAAUGGUGAUACAUUGCAUAAGAAUGUUGGAAAGGGAGAGGCUUCUGGAAACACUGGGGUUCAACAUAAUAGUAAUAAUGAGCAUGCUGUUGUUCAAGGCAAUGAGAUUCAAGAUGGACCUCCGCUGAAGACAGACACUAAAUUAUCUGAAUCAGAAACUGACAAACUGCAUAGCGACGAUAAAUGUGCUCCAAGACCUUCUGGUGCUGACUCUCAGACCAAUGGUGGUCAUGGACCUGGGGGGUUAGCUCAGCCACAUCCAACAGGUCCAAAUCAGCAUCUCUCUGCAACAUACGCUUCAACUCUUCUCAGGAAUCAUGGAACCGCACCUGCUCAUCAUUCUGGACAGCACUUAAACUCAAUGGAUAAUUUUCAGCCAACCAUGUUCAAGCAACCACAUGGUUCUGAUGUCCAGUUUAAUAUUCCAGGGCGUAACUUUCAACCCCAGCCUCAUGGACCCCCAGCAGGACCAUAUAACCAUGUUCAUGAACCACCUUUCCAUAAUGGAGCUUCCAAUUUGUCUCGAGGGCCACCGUUCGGUGCACCCCCACAUGGAGAUAUGCAUGGUGGAAUGGCAUCCAACUUUCCACCACACACUCCUGAAGGUUUUGGUGUGCAAGAUGAAAGGUUCAAAUCUUUUCAGAUUCCUAGUCAACAAAAUAUUGAUCGGAGAGAGUUUGAAGAAGAUCUCAAAAAAUUCCCUAGGCAUCCUUUGGAUGCUGAGCCAGGUUCUAAAUUUGGAAAUCAUUCAUUUGGUCCACAUGAAGCUGGAAAGAGGCCAGUUGGUUUUCAUGAUGAGGCCAUCAAGAAAGCAGGUUCAAAUCUUCAUCCUGGUCAUCUUGGACCAGGUCCUGGAUAUGGGGUACAUCACAUGGAUGGUAUGGCUCCAAGAAGUCCUGGUAGUGAAUACAUUGAUAUGCCUUCCAGGAGAUUGGGGCCCCUCUCUGGUGGUCUUAUUAGUAAGUCAGGUAUUGAUGAUUUUGAAGGCAGAACUGCAAGUCGAUUUGGUGAUUCAGUUGGCAUUGCAUUCCGUGAUGGUCGAUUUCCUCAUCCCCCUAGCCAUUUGCCUAGAGAUGAAUUUGACGGUUUUGGUAAUUUUCGAAUGGGUGAACAUCCAAGGAGGGGCAAUUUCAUUGGUCAAGACGAAUUUACUGGCCAUUUCCAAAGGGGUGAGCAUUUGGGUGCACACGAUUUUCCUAGACAUUUGCAGCUUGGGGAGCGUAUCGGUUUUGGGGAUCAUCCUGGUCAUAUGCGAGCCUUUGAACUUAGUGGUUCUCGGAGUUUUGAAUCUUUUACCAAAGGCAAUCGGCCAGGUCAUCCACAGCUCGGUGAACCUGGGUUUAGGAGCAGCUUUUCCCAUGCAGGAUUUAAUAAUGAUGCUGGAUUUUUAACAGGAGAUACCAGGUCCUUUGAUAAUUUGAGGAGAAGAAAGGCUGCCAGUAUGGGAUGGUGCCGGAUAUGCAAAGUCGACUGUGAAACUGUCGAAGGCUUGGAAUUGCAUUCUCAAACAAGGGAGCAUCAGAAGAUGGCCAUGGAUAUAGUUAAAACAAUCAAACAAAAUGCAAAGAAACAGAAACUAAUACCCAGUGAACAAUCCUCAGUUGAAGAUGGAAACAAGAUGCGAGCUACUGGUUAUGAGGGUCACGGAAAUAAGCAUUGAAUGGUUGUGGUUUGCUGUAGUUAUGAUCCACUCUCAUGCUGUUUCGCCAAAAGUGUUGCGGUUGCAGUUAUCAUGUUAAAUGGAGAUGCUUUUUGGAUCUGAAGUCCUGUGGCAAAUCGCUUCCUAGUUAAAGAUUAUAUCAUCUUUCUAUCACAAUGUUGGGAGCUUUCAUUGAAGUGGUGAGAUAGACUUCUUGAUUGGUGAUUCUGGGUCUCAAUCUCUACCUUGUCAAUGUGUUUUUAUCAGAUAGGAGCUGAUAAGUGACAACAUUGUGUCUCUCUAAGGAUUUUGCUCGAGGCAUAGAAUGGUGAUUUUAGUCUGCAGGACAAGUAUACACAAAAUAUGCUCGUUGAUUUUAUCCUCUAUUGUUGGUAAAAAAUAAAUAAAUUUAUCCUGUAUUGUAUUGACUUAGAGAUUUUAAAAUAUUUCAAAUUAUGAUUAGCUCUUUGUUUUAGAACCUGAUAUCAUAUAUGUUCCAAAUGUCAAAUUGUCA